Messenger RNA from Paramacrobiotus metropolitanus, 1604 nucleotides. RefSeq lists its product as uncharacterized. Gene Ontology annotation, molecular function: calcium ion binding. The transcript has 4 exons. NCBI's taxonomy places the organism in Eukaryota, Metazoa, Tardigrada, Eutardigrada, Parachela, Macrobiotidae. Gene Ontology annotation, cellular component: membrane. Bases 244 to 1326 code for a protein of 360 amino acids. The record is from RefSeq and is a predicted model, not a curated record.
GCAAAAACGAUCAAAUCGGCUGCGCCCGCUAUAAUACCAUAUCAUCAGAAAUGCUCUUUAAUGGCACCCACGGAAAACCUUCGGCGAAUAUUUCAUUUUCUAUUUAGUUUUUUUGCAGAGAAAUUCAAAUGUUGUCGUUGUAUAAGUACUUAAUUUACUGUACGACCGAAAGAGCCUUUGUAUGCACGUACGGGCUAAAGAUAACCGGCACGGGAAACACAAAGAGCACGACAGAAGUCCCAUAUGUAUAGUCUGACCAUGCCCGGUUCUAGGACACUUAAACGAUUGAUCUGCGGAGGAGGAAUUAUUAGUGGAAUAGGCCUUGUGGUGUCUAUAGUGGUCCACGAUGAAAGACACCCGCAAUCGCAGGCUUUAUCGCGCCAGUUGGCGCCCACAUUUAUACAGUCAGCCGGUUACCAGUUCAGCAAUGUUAACUGCAUUCCCAACCAGCCUGUUGGUAGGAUCUCGGCGUACAGCGAAAGCGCAGGUGAUAUUGCAUAUACCGUCGAUUCGGAAACCGGAAGCUCUGUAACAGUAAAUAUCAACAGCGGUCUGAUCUUGAUGGCCACUGUCUCUUACGACGUACAGCAUUUAACGUUCCGUGCUACUAAUCAGCACGGAUCGAGAACGGUCCCAGUAACCAUCUACUGCUCUGGCAACUCCGUGACGGGGAAAACCAUGGUCCCCACCUUUUCGAUGGCAUCAUACAUUUUCACAGUAACCAACUGUUACACGGGUUACUACAAUACCAAUGCUAAUGUCGGAGCGGUGUACGCCAACGGAGCCAGUUACUAUACGUUAUCAGCCGGAAACGGAAACAGCCCGGGUGCUACGUUCAACAUCAAUCCCAGUGGGCUGAUCACGAUGAAUGGAUACGCAAGCACUGGCUACUACACGCUAGCGGUUACGGCUUACGGGUCAAAUGGACUGACAUCCAGCACAACGGUCGCAGUAUAUCUGUCCUGCAACGGGAACGCAAACCCCAUUUCGGCGAAUCCAGUUUUUCAGCAGGCCAGCUACUCGUUCGCAUCGGCUCCUGCUGGUUCUGAUUCAUGUAUUAAUGAGGGCACCAUCAUUGGGAACGUAUUCGCCUUCAACGCGCAUUCGUAUGCGGUAACCAGCGAACCAUCGGGCCUGUUCACUAUUUCCCACUCAGGACAGAUCUCACUAAGCACCGCCACCACGGGAGCGUUGGGAGGCCAUUAUUCUAUAACCGUUACUGCUUACGGCUCCAACGCCGGGUCGGCCAGUGUGCCGGUGACUAUUAGUAUUCCUAGCUUGCGAUGUGCUCAAAAGAGCACCGGUACCGCGACCGCGGUGAUAUAACGAUGGAAUCGCGUAGAGAUUUGCAAUCUGCAAUUAUCGAAAUUAUUGGAUUAUACGGGUCAUUGUUAUGCUUUAUGAGUUUGCUCCUUCUGAUUUUAAAAUAAAUGCAUGUGCUAUCGUUUUUCUUCGGCCGUUCUACAAACUUAUUUGAUAAUUUCAGAAAAUUUAAUGCUGCUUUCGAUAAUACAGUACUGUCCUGUUUUCUCGAUAAAAUUUCAUCUGAUUUCAGUUUCGCAGAUUGCUGCUCAUUCAGAAUGCGCUGGUGAUGUAUGAUAAGA